Messenger RNA from Symbiodinium natans, 216 nucleotides. NCBI's taxonomy places the organism in Eukaryota, Dinophyceae, Suessiales, Symbiodiniaceae. The record is from the annotation of a GenBank genome assembly.
AUGCUCCUGCUGCAUGGGACAGCCGACCCAGUAGUAUCCUUUGAUCAGUCUUUGGCACUGGCUGGGGCCUUGGAGAACUCGAGUGUGGUCCAUCUACUGAUGCUGGCAGCUCGGCAAUCGCAUGGCUGCUGGGGAGUGCCUGGUGGCAUUUGCAUCCAGUGGUUGUUGUUUGCUUCGGAGCGCUUUUUUGCAUGGACGUUCGCCCACCAAACGUAA